Molecule: messenger RNA, 2758 nt
Organism: Electrophorus electricus (electric eel)
Lineage: Eukaryota; Metazoa; Chordata; Actinopteri; Gymnotiformes; Gymnotidae
Gene: psen2
Product: presenilin 2
Biological process (GO): amyloid-beta formation; protein processing; Notch signaling pathway
Cellular component (GO): gamma-secretase complex; membrane
Molecular function (GO): aspartic endopeptidase activity, intramembrane cleaving
Source: RefSeq, a predicted model, not a curated record
UGUGGCAGUGUUGCGGUGUUGUCGGAGACAGCUGGAGCGGAGCUGGCAGACUGACGCCUUUCUCUGCGGUUUUAAUGUGAAUUUCCGCCGCUUGUUGCGCUCUCCACGACCACACGCUAUUCAUGAAUACCUCGGACAGUGAAGAGGACUAUUGUAACGAGCGGACUGCGCUAGUGCAGUCCGAAAGUCCGUCUUUGCAACCUUACAACCGGCAACAUGACCCGCCUCAUCCUCAGGACCCCCAGGCCAAACGGCGUCGACCUGCUGGCUCAGACUCAGCGGAGAUGGGGCGUCCUUCCCACAGCGUUGCUGUGGCGACCGCAGAGCAGGAUCCCGGCUCUGCCCCGGACGGUGAGGAUGAGGAGCUAACACUGAAGUAUGGUGCCAAGCAUGUCAUCAUGCUCUUCAUCCCAGUCACGCUCUGCAUGGUGGUCGUCGUGGCGACCAUCAAGUCCAUCGGCUUCUACACUGAGAAAAAUGGACAGCAUCUGAUCUACACUCCCUUCACAGAGGACACGAACUCCGUGGGCCAGAGGUUGUUGCACUCUAUGCUCAACACGAUCAUUAUGCUCAGUGUCAUCGUGGUCAUGACCAUCUUCCUGGUGGUGCUCUACAAGUAUCGCUGCUACAAGUUCAUUCAUGGCUGGCUGAUCCUGUCCUCUUUAAUGUUGCUCUUCUGGUUCAGUUACAUGUACCUGGGUGAGGUGUUCAAGACGUACAACGUUGCAAUGGACUACCCGACAGUGGCAAUGAUCAUCUGGAACUUCGGCACGGUGGGGAUGGUGUGUAUCCACUGGAAGGGCCCCCUACCGCUUCAGCAGGCCUACCUGAUCAUCGUCAGCGCCCUCAUGGCCCUCGUCUUCAUCAAGUACCUGCCUGAGUGGUCCGCCUGGGCUAUACUGGGCGCCAUCUCUGUCUAUGAUCUGCUAGCCGUGCUGUGUCCGAAGGGUCCCCUGCGUAUGCUGGUGGAGACCGCUCAGGAGAGGAACGAGCCGAUCUUCCCCGCCCUCAUCUAUUCCUCAACCAUGGUCUGGAUCAUAGGAAUGGCCAACCCAUCUGCAGGCUCAAAUGCUGCAGACCUGAUUACAGAUGAGGAAUUGCAUCAUAAUGAGGAAGGAGCUAUGGAGAGGCCAGAGGCAGAGCCUGGAAGGGAGACGCCCCACAGACAGAGCAGGACCUACUCGGUGGAGGAGCUGGAGGAAGACAGGGGGGUGAAGUUGGGUCUGGGAGACUUCAUCUUCUACAGUGUCCUUGUGGGCAAGGCAGCAGCCUCGGGUGGAGACUGGAACACCACGCUCGCCUGUUUCGUGGCCAUACUGAUUGGUCUCUGUCUUACUCUCUUAUUACUGGCCAUCUUUAAGAAGGCUCUGCCCGCACUGCCGAUCUCCAUCACGUUCGGACUGAUCUUUUACUUCUCCACGGACAACCUGGUGCGGCCCUUCAUGGACAAUCUGGCAGCCCAUCAGUACUAUAUCUGACCAGGGCGCCGACUACGAGAUCCAGAGGGUUGUCCAGUUGCUGCAAAGCCAAGGGAACACUCCAGUGGCCUUGGUGUAACAUAAUCCAGUGAGAAUGACAAAACGUCUGUGUACCCUCAUACGUCCGCUGGUUUUGGUCUGUUCUGAGAAGACAGGAUGUUCUCCCUGGCGACAGCCACAGUAGUCUGAUGGAUGGAUGCAGGGCUAAUGAAACGAAACGGUGUCUGCGCUGGACAGUUUUGGAAUACUGAUGGAACCGAAGGUUGGGAAUGAUCAGCCGUGUGUAUCAAAUGUCCAAGAACAAGCUUUGGUUUUGUUUUAUUUUUGUUUUGUGUUUUUGUGUACAUAUCCAAAAUUACCAAAAUUGGAUAUGUAAAAGAUCCCAGAGCCGUGUUCUUGGAUGUCUGGUAGGUAGGUGUGCUGGCGUUUCAGGUCAGCUCUUGUCUUACUCGUCUCAGUGACACUACCUGUUUCAGGUGUGGAUCUCUCCCCCCCCCCCCAGUCAUUACACCCUUUGUGUUUUAUGCUGUAAUUCACUGAAAUUGGCAAGAAAUGAAUUGUCCAAAGUGUUCUAUCUUCAGGCAGAUAAAGCCUAAACACAGAAUUACCUGUGUUUCCUGAGGGCACGUAGCAUUUUAGUUGCUUGGAAGCCUGUGCUGUUCUAUAAUACUGGACUGAUAUUAAUAUUCCUUAAAUGAAUUAAUCAAUGAAGUUUUGUUUGGAAGGUGAUGUGGAACAGCUAAUUUGUUAAGUUUUAGGAAUGAUAUAUACAUUUAUAUAUAAUGUACUUUAACCUUUUUUUAUGCAUGACAAUUUGACCAGUAAUGAAGCAGCACUAGAUUAACAUUAAAUUAUGUUUACUAAUCACCUACUGUGAAUUUACCUAAUCAAAAGAGCCUAUACUGCAGUGUGACACACAUGCAUUUGAUUUAGAUCAGGUUCAGCCCAACCCCAGAGGUAGUAACUUUUCAGAUGUUGCUUUGUGUUACAUGCAAGCUACGCAGGCAGCAGAUCAUGCCUCUUCUGAAACUGCUGUCUGUAGUAAGUCAAGACUUUAAACCAUGACAUGCUAUAGAACAGUGCUUUUGCAUUCACUCAGAGUAUGGAAUCUUUAUAUCAAAGAUGUAAUGUAUAUAUUUUAUAGAAUGUAAUUAUGGUGUAAAAUUUAGUGGUUUUGUAUGUUUACACAUUGUGAGUUUACUUCACCUCUUUGUUGUCUCAUUUUGGAUUUACAUCCUUUUCUUCUGUAACAACUGGACAAUAAAAUUCAAAACCAGCAA